AUGUUGAACGCCUCUUAUGAUGCCAACUUUUCUUGCUACCACCCAUCAGUAGUGGGCUAUCGUUAUUUCGCUGUAAGCUGGGGCAUAGUGGUGGCAGUGACUGGUACAGCCGGCAACCUGCUUACUCUGAUGAUCCUGGCAGCCCAGCCCAAGCUCCGUACCCAUUUCAACCUUCUCAUUGCCAACCUCACAUUGGCUGACCUCAUCUACUGUGCUCUACUGCAGCCAUUCUCAGUGGACUCCUACCUCUAUCUUCGUUGGCGUACUGGGGCUACAUUUUGCCGGGUCUUUGGUCUCCUUCUCUUUGCCACCAACUCUGUCUCCAUUCUCACCCUCUGCCUCAUUGCCUUUGGCAGAUAUCUUCUCAUAGCUCACCCUACCCUCUUCCCCCGCAUCUUUACCACCAAGGGAGUAGCGCUGGCAUUGGUAGGUACAUGGGUGGUGGGAGUGGCAAGCUUUGCCCCACUCUGGCCCGUCUACAUCCUGGUGCCCGUUGUCUGUACAUGCAGCUUUGACCGAAUCCGGGGCCGUCCUUACACCACCAUCCUAAUGGGCAUCUACUUUGUGCUUGGGCUUAGUUGUGUUGGCAUCUUCUAUUGCCUCAUUCACCGUCAAGUGAGGCGAGCAGCCCAGGCACUGGACCAGUACAAACUUCGACAGACCAGUUUUCGAGCUGGGCAUGUGGCUGGGGCCGGAGAAGCCCUACCUGGACGCUUUCAGGAGCUGGACAGUGGUGUGGCAUCAGGGACGGCCAGUGAGGGAGCAUCCUCUGAACCGGGCAGUACUGCCACCACUCAGACCCUGGAGAGUGACUCAUCCAAAAUAGAAAGCCAGGAAAACAACAGAGAGUCCAGGGUAGAAAAGAGCAGCCGAGGGGCGACCACCAGCCUGCCAUCUGCUAAGGCCAGUAGGAAGGCCCAGGAUGGCCCAUCGGAGUUCGGGAAGGUCACCCGAAUGUGUUUUGUCGUAUUCCUCUUUUUUUCCCUUAGUUACAUUCCUUUUCUGCUUCUGAAUAUAUUUGAUGCCCGGGUUCAGGCACCGAGAGUCCUGCACAUGCUUGCCGCCAAUUUUACCUGGCUCAAUGGCUGCAUCAACCCUGUGCUAUAUGCAGCCAUGAACCGUCAGUUCCGUGAGGCAUAUGGGUCCGUCCUGAGACGGGGCCCCCAGAGUUUCCGAAGACUCCGGUAA
Molecule: messenger RNA, 1188 nt
Organism: Gracilinanus agilis (Agile Gracile Mouse Opossum)
Lineage: Eukaryota; Metazoa; Chordata; Mammalia; Didelphimorphia; Didelphidae
Gene: GPR84
Product: G protein-coupled receptor 84
Exons: 1
Coding region: 1-1188 (395 amino acids)
Biological process (GO): neuropeptide signaling pathway
Cellular component (GO): membrane
Molecular function (GO): urotensin II receptor activity
Source: RefSeq, a predicted model, not a curated record